Messenger RNA from Teleopsis dalmanni, 5151 nucleotides. RefSeq lists its product as uncharacterized. NCBI's taxonomy places the organism in Eukaryota, Metazoa, Arthropoda, Insecta, Diptera, Diopsidae. The record is from RefSeq and is a predicted model, not a curated record. The coding region runs from base 1 to 5151 and encodes 1716 amino acids. The transcript has 2 exons. Gene Ontology annotation, molecular function: zinc ion binding; nucleic acid binding.
AUGCAAAAAAUCGCCAGAAAAUUGGAAGCUACGCAAUCCCUGCUGAAAAACUUCUCCACCAACAUACGGAAAACGGCAAAAAGCAAGCAAACAAAAGGUUUCUUCACUGCCAGAAAGAAUCUCUUGGAAAGUUACUGGACGCAGUACAAGGAAGCUCGAGAAGAUUUGUUGGCCAAUAUUUAUGACGGUGCAAAGGUGGAAGAAGUGAGUGACACAAUAAAAGCGUUAGUUAGCGAAGACAGUUACAUGGAAAUUGAAAUAAUUUAUUCGGAAAUGAUGGGAGAGCUAAUCGAUGAGUUAGAAAGCACUGAAGUUAUAGAAUCUCCAGGUAAUAACGAAACUGUAAUUAAAGGUGUGUCAAGCAUGGAACUGACGUCUAAUUUACCACGUAUUAAAAUUCCGUCGUUUGAUGGUAAUUAUCUGCACUGGUACGCAUUUAAGGAUUUAUUCACGUCAGUUGUAUCAAAUAACGUUGCAUUGUCUAAUACACAGAAACUUCAAUAUUUAAAAGAUGCGUUAGUGUUGGACGCUCAACACGCCCUAGACAACAUUACUACAACAGAUGCACAUUGGGCAGUAGCAUGGAGUUUACUCGUCCGCAAGUAUGAGAACAAGAGGAUCAUUCUUAAUGCGUAUUUAAAACAAAUUGUUAAUUUAACAACGGUGUCUGAUGGUUUACCAAAUAGUUUACGCUUGUUAUGUGACACCAUCACGUCAGCUGUGCGUGCGUUAGAGCAAUUGGGUCGUCCAGUGCAGCAUUGGGACGAUUGGUUGGUCUUUACCCUUCUCCAAAAAUUAGACACGAAAACACGCUCAGCUUGGGAGCUGUCAACAACCAGUUUAGAACAAAUUCCAAAAUUUGAGGAGCUGGUCAGUUUCUUAGAAAAUCGAAUACAUUCGCUGGAGGUAGUUAAUAGCAUGACCGAUAACUCUAAUCAGGAGAAAAAGUUUGUAACACCUAUCAGAACAAAGGGGUUCGUGAAAAGCCAUCAUACCACUGUUCAACAAUGCGUGCAUUGUCAAGGUAAGCAUUUACUGGCAUAUUGCGCAGAAUUUCGGCAAAUGACUGGGACAAAGAGAUAUGAGGUAGUCAGAUCUGCAAGAUUGUGUUUCAAUUGUUUGAGAACGGGACACAUGGGUCAUAAUUGUCCAUCGAAAUAUCGGUGUCUGCGAUGUAAUGCAGCGCAUCAUACAUUACUACAUGACCAUAGUGGAAGUGGUGGAGAAACUAAUUACUCAAAUAUACCGGAAAAGACCACUGAAGCGACUAAGAAAUACGCUGUCACAUCAAAUAAUACAUACAUUUCCAGUGCUAAUCAAGGUGCUCGAACUUUACAUCUACAGACUGUUUUAAUUGGCACUGCAUUGAUAGAGGUAAGGAGUCCUUCUGGUCAGAAGCUUAUUGUGCGAGCUCUUUUGGAUAGCGCGUCGGAAGCAACGUUUGUCAGCGAAUUCAUCGUGCAGCGGUUAAAACUGGACAAAACAAAUGUCAUAGUGUCGGUGAGUGGUGCAAAUGGUGAAAGGGUCGCCAAUUCAAGAGGAAUGGUUUCAUUUACAAUCCAUUCGUUAAAAUCCGAUUUCAACAUGAAUUGUGUUGCACUAAUACUUCCACGAGUGGGUAGCGUUACCCCAACCAUUCCCAUACCGAAAGAAGCGCUUGGUGAGUUCAUGAAUUUAGAUUUAGCUGAUCCUCAAUUACAGGUUCCGGGGGCAGUCGAUAUGAUUUUGAGCGCUUCAGAUUAUGCUGCUAUUGUCUAUGAGCGACUAAAACGGCAUCCAACUAACAAUAUUGUUGCCCAAUAUACGCAACUCGGUUGGGUAAUUUUUGGUGGACUGUCGCGACGAAAGGGUAUUUCAGUGAAAGGACAAGUUAAUUGCUGUCAUACUCGGGCAACAUUGCACGAAAUGCUACAUAAAUUUUGGGAAUUGGAAGAAAUAACAAACCACGCUCCGUUAACAAAAGAUGAAAUGUACUGUGAAGAUUUUUUUGAGCGUACAACUGUACGCAACGCAACGGGUCGAUAUGUGGUUAGACUACCAAUCAAGCAGAAAGCUGAUUUGGCAACACUUAAGUCAAGUAAACUAAAUGCACUUGCAUUAUUAAACAGCACGUUACAGCGAUUAACCCGAGAUCCGGAUAUGUACAAACUCUACCAAGAUUUCAUGGACGAAUAUCAGACCUGUGGCCAUAUGGAAGUGGUGCCACACUCGUAUGAUGUAGCUUCAACAUGUUAUCUUCCUCACCAUGGUGUCUAUAAAGCAUCGAGUUCUACAACGAAGCUUCGCGUAGUCUUCAAUGCUUCUAAUAAAUGUUUGAGCGGAAUAUCUCUUAAUGAUUGUCUGCAUAUAGGUCCCAGAUUACAAAAUGAUCUAUCAAAUAUCAUCUUGCAAUGGCGGCAUUACCCUAUAGUGUUUACAGGAGAUAUCGAGAAAAUGUACAGGCAAAUUCUUGUUGAUAGCAAAGAUGUGGAUUUGCAACGAAUAAUGUGGCGCGUUCGACACGGGGACGCCCCUACAACGUUCCGGUUGCUCACUGUAACAUAUGGGACUAAUUGUGCUCCAUAUCUUGCCAUCAAAGUAUUGCGUACUCUGGCAAAAGAGGAGCAAACUCGUUUUCCACGGGCAGCUGAAUCGAUUCUAAAUGAAUUUUACAUUGAUGACGUACUAUCAGGUGGAGACACUCCAAUCGAAGCUGCAGAAAAAUUGCACGAACUUCAGGAGCUUCUAGCAACUGCAGGCUUCACUUUACGUAAAUUUAAUUCGAAUUCAAAUGACGUUUUAAGCACUCUGACUGAGGACGUAAAAGCUCACGCCGACGAUGUGGAAAUUAACACCGAGUAUAAAACUAAGACACUUGGUCUUACUUGGUAUACAAAAUCCGACAGUUUUGGUUACAACGUCAAUGUAACUUGUGACAACCAUCAUUACACAAAACGACUAAUGUUGUCUGACAUAUCGAAGUUAUUUGAUCCACUUGUGUUCUUGGCUCCGGUUAUCAUUCGAGGAAAGAUGUUUCUGCAACAACUCUGGCGUACUGGAUCCGAUUGGGAUGAUCCCUUGUCAAUAGAGAUGGCAAACAUUUGGCAUAACUUUCGUAUUGACUUACAACAAUUACAUCACAUUCGAAUCCCACGUUGGAUAAACACCACUUCGACAAGUGCAAUUGAAUUACACGCAUUUGGUGAUUCAUCAAAUCAAGCAUAUGCGGCUGCAGUAUAUGCGAAAACAACCAUCGGUACGACCAGCUUUGUAAAUUUGCUUAUUAGUAAAACUAAGGUAGCCCCGUUGAAAGAAACGUCUAUACAACGUUUAGAAUUAUGUGCAGCAUUGCUAGCAGCAAAACUUCUACACAAGGUUAAAGGAACAUUUAAGUGUCAACUAUCACGCUGUAUUUUGUGGACUGAUAAUACAACCACACUGUGGUGGAUUAGAACUGAUCCAGGCAAAUUGAAGCAGUUCGUGGCAAACAGAGUGUCACAAAUUCAGUCAAUGACAAAUAUUGAAGACUGGAGGUAUAUUGCAACAAAGGAUAAUCCGGCUGAUUGUGCAUCACGAGGCAAUACCGUUUUGCAACUAAAAGAUAAUCUGAUGUGGUGGUAUGGACCAUCUUGGCUUCGCUUAAAUGAGAAAAUGUGGCCUAACCACCAAAUCAAUCAUACUCCUGACAGUUUACCUGAGAAAAAAGAGAUUAACUCAUUAACUACGCAGUUAUCAACAGAAGUGUGGGAAAUAUUUGGACGAUAUGCUACUCUUGACAAAUUACUCGUAGUCGUGGCGCAAUGCCUACGUUUUAUUCAUAUGUGUCAAAAAAGGAUGCGUAGGGAUGAAAGUUUCUGCACUUGGCAAGAACGUUAUACGGUUCUUAAAAAAUUAGUAACAAUUGUACAAAGGACCGAGUUUACCAACGAUUAUGCCGCUUUACGGAAAGGCAAUCCAAUCAACAAAUCAAGUAAAUUGUUUAAAUUGAAUCCGAAGCUUGAUUCCGACGGAAUUAUGCGUCUAAAUGGACGACUUCAAAAUGCGAAUAUUCCUUCAGAUGAACGAAGUCCAAUGAUAUUACCCAAACGUCAUGAUUUUACUACGUUGAUUAUUAAUCACGCUCAUAGUCGAACAUUACAUGGCGGAACUCAAACAACAUUAGCAUAUGUGCGACGGCAAUUUUGGGUUAUUGAAGGAAGAUCCGCUGUGAAGAGAGUGAUUAACAAAUGCAUUACAUGUUUUCGUCAAGCCUGUCGACCGCAAGCACAACUUAUGGGUAACUUACCUCCAGCACGGUGUAAUAUAUCACAGCCAUUCAUGCACACGGGCGUGGAUUAUGCUGGUCCAUUUAAUGUGAGAGCGACAAGAGGGAGAGGCCAACGUACUUACAAGGGGUAUGUGGCUCUAUUUAUAUGUUUUAUUACACGAGCUAUUCAUUUGGAACUUGUGAGUGAUAUGACAUCUGAAACAUUUCUAGCAGCGUUAAAGCGAUUUGUAUCAGUCCGUGGCAUAUGCUCAGAUAUGUACAGCGAUCGUGGUACAUCCUUUGUCGGUGCUGAUGCUUUAAUGAAAGAUGAAAUUAAAUUAUUUAAAAAACAAAUUGAAGCUGGGUCUGUGUUUGCAUCAACCGUUGGCAUAAAUUGGCACUUUAUACCACCCGCAGCGCCUCAUUUUGGUGGCCUAUGGGAGGCAGGAGUAAAAAUCGAAAAUUGUUUAAAUUCGCGGCCGCUUACGGCUCUAUCUGAUGACCCCACAGACUUAUCAGCGUUGACACCAGGACACUUUUUGAUUGGACGAGCGCCAUCUGCCGUACCUGAACCUAAUUUGCUAAAUACAAAGAUUGGUGUACUAUUCCGAUGGAAGAUGUUAAGCCAGAUGUAUCAAGACUUUUGGCGCCGUUGGUCCCAAGAAUAUUUAACACAAUUACAUGCCAGAAACAAAUGGACUAAAAGCCAAACAAAUGUCGCAACCGGUCAACUGGUCCUACUUCGAGAUGAACGAUUGCCUCCAAGCUCCUGGUUGCUUGGCCGCAUUAUCCAAGUCCAUCCUGGCACGGACGGUGCUGUUCGGGUCGUAACCAUAAAAACACAGUCCGCCAUUGUGAAACGGCCAAUUACGAAGAUCUCUGUUUUACCAAUCGACAUUGAAGGACGUCCUGAAGCACACGAGUAA